AUGCCCGAUUAUGCCAAAUUCAUCAAAGAUCUUGUAACCAAGAGGAGACAUGCUAGUUUUGAAAUGGUGGGAGUUACACAUCAUUGUAGCUCUAUUGUAACGAAGGCUUUGGUUCAAAAGAAGGAAGAUCCAGGAGCUUUCACCAUUACUUGCAUAAUUGGGAUGUAUAAAUUUGCCAAAGCACUAGAUGACCUUGGAGAAAGCAUUAACUUGAUGUCGCUUGCUAUUUUUAACAACUGGUUGGCGGAUAUGAGUGUUGUGUCAGUUAUUGAUACAAUUAAUAAAGUCAUGGAGACAACCGUUGAGCAUGAGCAUGUGGGUGAUAUGUUGGCAGCGGUGAUAAUGAACUAUGAGGGAGAGAAUGAAGAAGAGUUCGAGGAGACGGUUAAUGCAUUGAUUGGGUUGGGGUCAUAUCACUACAAUCCAAAGAAGCUUGAUCUUGAUUUAGAAAACCGGUCAACUCCUCCCGCAAAGCCCUCCAUUAUUGAUCCUCCUACUUUGAAACUCAAACCUCUUCCUUCACACUUGAGGUAUGAAUUCCCUGGUCCCAACAACACAUUGCCCGUUAUUAUUUUCGCUUGGUUGACGGAUGAGCAAAGAGAAAGGUUGUUAGUAAUCUUGAGAAGAUACAAAAAAGCUAUUGGUUGGUGUAUUGAGCCAAGCGUUGAACAUCAAAGGAGGUUGAAUCCUCUUAUACAAGAGGUUGUGAAGAUCGAAAUCAUCAAGUGGUUAGAUGCCAGUGUUGUGUACCCUAUAUCGGAUAGCUCUUGGGUUAGUCCAGUUCAAUGCGUGCCCAAAAAGGAUGGAAUCGCCGUGGUUGCAAAUGCUAAAAAUGAAUUAAUUCCCACUCGCAUAGUCACCGGAUGGCAGGUUUGUAUGGAUUAUCAGAAGUUGAAUAAGUGGACCAUAAAGGACCACUUCCCAAUGCCAUUCAUGGAUCAAAUGCUUGAUAGGCUCGCGAGAAGGGAAUAUUAUUGCUUUCUUGAUGGGUAUUUCGGGUACAACCAAAUCACCAUUGCUCCCGAGGAUCAAGACAAGACCACGUUCACUUAUCCUUAUGGGACCUUUGCUUUCAAGAGAAUGCCUUUUGGGCUAUGUAAUGUUCCCGCAACUUUUCAACGUUGCAUGAUGUCUAUUUUCUCCGACAUGGUUGAGGAGUCUAUUAAAAUCUUCAUGGACGACUUUUUCGUGGUAGGGGAUUCUUUUGACGAAUGCUUGGAGAAUCUUGCCCAAAUAUUGAAAAGAUAUGAAGAGACGAACUUGAUUCUAAAUUAG
Messenger RNA from Lycium barbarum (goji berry), 1275 nucleotides. RefSeq lists its product as uncharacterized. The transcript has 3 exons. The coding region runs from base 1 to 1275 and encodes 424 amino acids. Lineage: Eukaryota; Viridiplantae; Streptophyta; Magnoliopsida; Solanales; Solanaceae. The record is from RefSeq and is a predicted model, not a curated record.